Sesamum indicum (sesame) is the source of this 1612-nucleotide messenger RNA. RefSeq lists its product as uncharacterized. The record is from RefSeq and is a predicted model, not a curated record. NCBI's taxonomy places the organism in Eukaryota, Viridiplantae, Streptophyta, Magnoliopsida, Lamiales, Pedaliaceae.
CACACAACGGGCAGGAUCAAUGACAGCCAUUUGUUCUCCUAAUUUAUCGAAAUUCAAGAAUUGUACCUGUAUAUAGGAUUCAAUACCUGCUGAAGUGUAUUGAAUCUUGUCUAAGUUCUCCAAAAUAUUUCCACAGAAAAUAAAAUAAAAAGAAGAUGAGAGUUCUUCACUUCCUCUGCACGCUACCUGUAAAGGUCAUGAAAUCUGGAGUUUCCCUUUUGAAUUUGGAACCGACAACAGCUGCAGGGACAACGCCAAGACGCCGUCCUCUGCACACUUGUGGGGCUGCAUUUCUAGCCAUUGCCCACAAAGCAAUCAUAAGAGUGCAAGAUCUCGAUGGACCUUUAGGAUCAUCGGCCAGACGGGCUAUUCUGUUUCUCAAUUCAGUCUUCCCAUUUGUGUACAGCAUGCUGUAUCAUUGGCUGGCGCUGCUGUCCAUCAUGGAUGAUCAUAUCCUAAACGUUGAAAGCAUGGUUGAGGUUGUUUUCCCACCAUCUAAACGUUUGUUUGAUAAGAUUGACGGGCUUGUUUGCAGAGCAGAAGUCCUACCAGAACAGCUUGAUGAUUUCUUGAGAAAAUUUCCCUUGAUGGUGCAUCAGUUCCCUUUUCUUGAUUGGGUUCUUGUUCGCCUCAUUUCAUGGCUAAAUUUUCUGCUGUCCAUUCUAACUCAUUGGGGAUCAAAGAAUACGAGGGUUAAGGAGAUAACGGUAGACGUUCACUGCAAUGGCACUCAUGGCUGCAGAUCAGAACCAGAGGUAAAAACAGCAUAUUCCCCUGUGAAAUCUUCAGCCACUCAGCAAUCUGAUUCAUUAGAAGCCAAAGCCAACGCCGCAAGAAAUCACAUAGAACCCUCAAAUGCCUUGCCGUCAUCUGUGCAAGAAAAGGCCAAUGCAGCAGGGGAUCACAAGGAACCUUCAAACAUUGUGGUUCCUGAAGACAUUCGGAAAUCGAUAAAGAGAUUACAUUCUUUGAAAAACAGACCAAAGUCACUAGAAGAACCACAUUGUGCUGCAGAUUCUCCAAUGUACUCAACAUAUAAGUCUGCAAAUUCGUCUCCAGUGUCCGAUUCUCCACGCGAUGAGUCCAGUCCAUAUGGCCAAAUGGCUAAGUCAGACUGGAGCUACAAGGAAAUGCUCAAGAAGGGGAAGAAAGAAGAUGGAGAAGGGAAAGAUGAUAAUACACUGCCCGAGUCCCUUGAUGCCUUUGCCAAUGACGAAAAGGCUAGGAUUGCUGAGAACAUGAAGUAAUUAGAAAAAAGGAAGCAUACUUAAAGAGCAAGACUUGCAUCAAACUGAGUCGAGAAGCUCGUUUUUGCACUCAGGUUCUGCACGAGAACAGAAAGAAUGAGCAGAGUGUUCGAGUUCUCUUGCUAGUUUACAUAUAGACGUUGCAGAAAUUUGUGCCGAAUCAGUCAUCAAUCCAAUAGUUCUAUAUGUAAAGUAGAGCUUUAGCUAAUAGUAUUUCAUUGACUAUUUUUCUUGCUGGAUGAGUGUUUAGUUAGAGAAUCCUUUAAGGUCUAACACUUACAUGUACUGUUGUGAUGUUCCUGUCUCGAUGGUUAUCAUUGCCAAGCGAUAUUUGGUACUAUAUAUAUAUUCUUGAUUUCGAUGUA